CCCCUGGCGGCGGGUUUGUUUAUCCCGGGGAAGAAGUUCAGGACCGGGAGAUAGGGAAGGAGGGCGGGACGGGGAGGAGGGAUGCGGUUCGGCGGAGGCGGCCGCCACAGGGACUCGCCGCCAUCACCUCUGCCUUCGCGGCCGCCGCAGCCUUGGGCUCCGGUGGCCGUCGCCGCUGUCGCUUCAGCAGGAGAGGAGCCCCCGCCGGCACUGCUCGCCACUGUGCCGCAAGUCCGGUGUCCUUGUCUGAGAUUGGAAUAAGGAUAAUUCUGGCUUCAUAAGUAAAAUACUCAGCUCUGUAGGAUCUAUUGCAUAAGUCUUAGAAGUGGCAAUUAAGUGGCAAUGUCUCGGGAACCCACCCCACCUCUUCCUGGAGAAAUGUCUACUGCUCCAAUAGCAGAAAGCUGGUGUUAUACACAGGUUAAAGUAGUAAAAUUUUCCUACAUGUGGACCAUUAAUAACUUCAGUUUUUGUCGAGAAGAAAUGGGCGAAGUGUUAAAAAGUUCAACGUUCUCUUCUAGCCCAAGUGACAAAAUGAAAUGGUGCCUGAGGGUAAAUCCAAAGGGAUUAGAUGAUGAAAGUAAAGACUACUUGUCCUUAUAUUUGCUUUUAGUCAGCUGCCCAAAAAGUGAAGUUCGAGCAAAAUUCAAAUUUUCCCUUCUGAACGCUAAAAGGGAAGAAACAAAAGCAAUGGAAAGCCAAAGAGCAUAUCGAUUUGUACAAGGGAAGGACUGGGGUUUUAAAAAAUUCAUUCGGAGGGAUUUUUUGCUUGAUGAAGCUAAUGGUCUUUUACCAGAUGACAAGCUUACUUUAUUUUGUGAGGUGAGUGUGGUCCAAGAUUCAAUAAAUAUAUCAGGGCAUACUAAUACGAAUACUUUGAAGGUGCCUGAAUGUCGACUAGCAGAAGAUUUGGGUAAUCUCUGGGAAAAUACAAGAUUUACAGAUUGCAGUUUUUUUGUGAGAGGACAAGAAUUUAAAGCUCAUAAGUCUGUGCUUGCAGCUCGAUCCCCAGUUUUUAAUGCAAUGUUUGAACAUGAAAUGGAAGAAAGCAAAAAGAAUCGAGUCGAAAUAAAUGAUGUAGACCCUGAGGUUUUUAAAGAAAUGAUGAGAUUCAUUUACACAGGGAGAGCGCCAAACCUUGACAAAAUGGCUGACAACUUAUUGGCAGCUGCAGACAAAUAUGCACUGGAACGGCUGAAGGUCAUGUGUGAAGAAGCUUUGUGUAGUAACCUUUCAGUAGAAAAUGUUGCUGAUACCCUUGUCCUUGCAGAUUUGCACAGUGCAGAACAGUUGAAAGCACAAGCCAUAGACUUUAUUAAUAGGUGCAGUGUACUUCGACAGCUUGGGUGUAAAGAUGGGAAAAACUGGAACAGCAACCAAGCAACAGACAUAAUGGAAACAUCAGGGUGGAAGUCCAUGAUUCAGUCUCACCCUCAUUUAGUAGCAGAAGCCUUCCGAGCACUAGCAUCUGCACAGUGUCCACAGUUUGGCAUUCCACGCAAACGGCUAAAACAGUCUUGAAAUCGUCCAUGAACUGUAGAAAAAGAAAUGGAAUAGACUUUUAUUCCUCCAGGUCCAGAAGGAUUCUAAUAGACAAACCAUAAGCAAGAGUUGUUGCUGUUGUCUUGUCCACAGAACAGAAGCUGAAAAAGCAUAUUGCUUGCGUUUCAGGUGGAUAAUUUAUGGUUUAUUCUUCAGCUUUAAAUUAGACUGACUAUACUCUAAUUCACUUCAAGGCCUUAAAUUAUCUCCAAUGACUUCUCUUGUUCAUGUAAUACUUUUAAGUUUUUAUUGUGCCUUGUCAUUUUGACCAAGGCUAUGCAGGAUUGCACUAGCUCCGUAAUGCAGUAAUAUUGAUAACUGAAGAUACUAUGUUUCAAAAGGAUCUUCCAUUAGUUUAAGAAAAGCAAAAUUUCAUAGCGUUUGUGUUGUGCUAUCUCAAAGUUUAAAAUUAGGUUAUCCCUAAAAGCACUUGCAUUAGAGAUAACUGUUAAUGUCUCCAGUCUAAGUUCUGUAAACACAGGAGAACCUGCUUACCUUCAGAGUAAGUUCUGACAAUACACUGUUCAGUUCUAAUUUAUUUUGCAUUUCAUGGGGCAAAUAUGCAAUGAGUUGGCCCUAAUUUUUAGGAAAAUCUGUGAUGUUUGUUUGUUAACUGUUCAGCGAACUAAGAGAAGCAUAACAAACCUUUUCUUGGUGGGUUUAUCCAAGUUUACAAUUACUGAGAACUGGUUGAGGUUAAGAUUUCAAUAAGAAGAAAGCGUCUUUUGUGCUGGAUUAAUUUUUUUUUAAUUUAUAGUGACCUACAUUUAUAUGAAGAAUUCUGUACAUGUUAGAAGUAAGGAUGACCAAAUGUAAAUUUAACGAGUGGGCCAAUUAAGAAAGAUAUAUAUGCACUUUUAAUGUGUAACUUUUGUAUGCUGAAUGGUACAUAUAUUUUUUUGCUUUUGAGGAAAUUAAUAAGGUAUAAUUAAUUGUGUCUUAACUUUUGAAAGAAUUUUUUAAGACAGAUGGAGGUAACUGGGCAGUUUGUGAUAAUAGUUAAGAAAGAUAUACUUCAUUAUAGUUAAAUUGGUUUUGAUUUCAGAUAAUUAUUGCUGAAUUUACUCCUUUUUUAUCACACUUUGGAGAAGGCAGCUGAACAAUAAAUGAAUCCUGGACAGUCUACCAUUCUAAAAACAACAGACUGAUGAUAUUGGCAGAGUAAAGGAGAGAACCCUUAGAAAUAUGUCAGGUCACACUCUGAAACUCCACCCCCCCGCCCCCACACCUAGUUUUCUCCUUUCUGUUUCAGUUACUGUACUAACAUGGAUGAUACUGAAAUUCUGCAUAAUGUGAACAGGAUAAACUAUUUAUAAAUUGCUUUUCAUGGGCCAGUUCUUUAUUAUAAAUGAAUUUCAGCUUUAAACACAUAACCUGUUCAGUGUUCGAUAGCUCUGUUCACAGUGGGGAUCUGUUCCGGAGCAUUGUCCCAGAGAAGGAGCUGUCGGUGUCGGGUCACUGCGUCUGAUUCCUGAAACAGUGACCGUGCACUUAGGCAAGAUUCGUAUUUGAUCACAGAGGAAAAGUGUGUCACUGGGAAAGGGUACACAAACCUAUAUACUUGCAUAUAUUACUUUAGUCCCUAGAUUCAAAUAUGUAUAAUUUGUUUAUUUAGUUUUUGAAUUUAGGAUAAAAAGAAAAAAUAAGCCUGAGGUUUCAAAAUAGAUUUUUGGGGUUAUCUCUUUGUUAGGUAUUCACUGAAGCAGUUCUAAUACAGCAAGAGUGAUUAACAUUUACAUUGAACAACACUGUCUAAUAGGCACUUGUGAUCUAUAACAAACUGCAAUUUGGAAAGAUCUUGUUUUUUCAGAUAUCUUUAUUCCUUUCUGUGUGGUUUCAUUCAGUCUUUGUUUUGUUAACUUACAUUUGAAAUUGGAAGAGUCCCUUGAGAGAAGGAAGAUUGUUACAUGUUAAUGGACUCCAUCCUAUGUAGCCCUACUAUAGGGAGCAGAAAUUCACUUUCUUAAGUUCACCAUAAGAUUGAAUUCAUUAAAUUUACAAUGUACAAUUUAAAAAAUACACACACAUACCAUAUACACUACGAUUUUACUUUAAAAUUUUGUUAAGAAAACAAAAACUCCUAUAGAAUUUUUUUGUCGUAUAUCAAAAAAAUACUGGUAUGCCCACUUAUAUCGAACAUGCACAGGCACAGUGUGAAUUCACGGCUUGAAACGUGCCUGGUCAGAAUCCACACGUCUGGCCUUAGUGACUUCAGUAAUAACAACAUAUAACGAACAUUUCAGCUCGCCCUCACUUGUUUUUAUGUUUAUUGCAAAUCUUAGGGAUUUUAUUGUAAGUACUUUUUAUUAGUUCGAUAGCACAUUCCGUACCAAAAAUGUCAAACACUGUGCUGUAAGAAUAUCCAUGUUUGUAGAAAUGUCCACUUUUCAGAUAAUAUAAUGCCUACCUUUAUACUAACAGGAUCAUAUGGUAGUUGAUUUAUUUUUUUUUAUUUAUUAUGUUAUAUUUUUGGUAUUGUAGGUUCUUGAGGCAGUGAUACAAAAAAAACAAAACUGUGUUCCGACAUAAGUGCUCUAACAGCCCUUUUCUUCACUUUGAAAAGAUGUUGUUUUCAACAGGUACAGGUUCUGUCCAGAGCAGCCUUGCCUUUUGAUUAUCAGCCUGCUCUUCUUUCCCUUUCGUCAUCUAAAUGGAACUUUUUCUUCAAAAGUAGUGAGUUUUCAACAUUACAUAUAACAAAAGUAACCAUUAGAAAACCGUUCUUUAGAUUCAGAUAGGGAAACACACUGUAUUUGUGCCUUUUUCAUUUUGGAAUUUUAAUGUGUAGACUGGUAUUUGGAGCACAAAUAUGAAGGUGCCAUAAUACUAUGGCUGCCAUUGUUACCUCCUUGAAUACUCGUGUGUCAUUGUCUCAAAAUAGUCAUUGGAGAACCUUGCAUGUAUUACCUGGUUAUUUGGACAUCAGUGUGCGCGUGUGCGUGCAUGUGUGUGUGAGUGUAUAUGUAUUGUACUUAUUUUCACUUGGACUUGUGUGUGGUAUAUUCAACACAGUGAAUUUCUGAAAAUAGGACUCAGUUAAAUGUUGGAAGUUCAGGCUAGUUGAAAUAUUUCACUUAAUUAAAUGUGCUUUAUUUCGGGGGAUAUUGAUUGACAGAGGAAAUAAUAAUUGUCAAAAAUGUGACCAAUUUAGUGCAUGACAAAGUAGUGCCUUUUUAGGACAUCAAUUUUAAAGUUCAAAUUAUUAACAAAGGUCUCUUAAAAAUUGUCAUAGGUAUAAUUGGCUUUUUAAAAACUAGACCUUAAAUUGCCAAAAGUAUAAUUACUAUUUUAUUUACCCAUUUAAUUUUAAAAUGUAAGCAGGAAUUCUUUAUAAAAUUGUGGAUUAUAGAUGCCACCCAUUGUUACUAAAAUAGAACACUAGGAACUUCAGUAAGUUGUUUUGUUAAACUCACAGAGCUUUUAUCAUAGCCAAGUAUACUUCAAAUGUUCAAUUAUUCCAAUCGGACCUUCAUCCUCUUUGGUGCAUAAAAUAAAAAUAUUCAUGAUAUUCUUGCAAAAGAAGGUGGGUGGGUGAGUUUUAGUGUGUUUUCAGAUUAUAAAGACAGCACUUUCACACACAACUAAGAGUAUUUUGCAGACCUCUUUUAUACAGAUUAUGAGCUCUAUGUAAGUGUUUGUGGAAUGAUGUAAAUUUUAGGUCCAUUUGAAUAAAUAUUGAGUGCCUGCCAUAUCCAAGACCGAGUUCCCUUUCACUAGGAAUCAUAUCAUCACAUCAUGUCUUCUGCGUGCACUCUGUGGACUUUGUUUGAAAAGGAAUUCUUAUAUUUAAAUUUUUUGUUAGAGUUUAUUAUUGUACACUGUAACCGGUUAAUUUUGCAAUCCAAUUUUUAGAAUGAAGAUAAAACUUGAGUCCCACUUUUGAAAAUGAAAAUCUAAAAUUAUUUAAAAAGUAGUUCUGGGGGAAAUUGAUUUUCAAGUUUCAAAUGUAUAAAUGCUUAUAUUGAACUUUACAGCCUCAUUUUUAAUCAGCUCAUGUUAAUGAUGAGAUACAUACUUUUGGUAUCUUGUUGCUGAAAAUAUUUUUUGCAUUUCAGCACUUUGCGUUAAAAUAAAGUUGUUACUACGUAU
Molecule: messenger RNA, 5631 nt
Organism: Artibeus jamaicensis (Jamaican fruit-eating bat)
Lineage: Eukaryota; Metazoa; Chordata; Mammalia; Chiroptera; Phyllostomidae
Gene: SPOPL
Product: speckle type BTB/POZ protein like
Exons: 12
Coding region: 343-1521 (392 amino acids)
Biological process (GO): proteasome-mediated ubiquitin-dependent protein catabolic process; regulation of proteolysis
Cellular component (GO): nucleus; cytoplasm
Molecular function (GO): ubiquitin protein ligase binding
Source: RefSeq, a predicted model, not a curated record